UAAAAAACGGUAAAACAGACGUUGGAAAAGCUAAAAAGUUUCAAGAAUUCUCUCUACUUGUAUUAAAGUGAAAAUUGAAAGAAAAUAUUUUUAUUUAAAAAGUAAAAACUGCAUAUAUGAAAACGCAACUGUUGUAAAUUAAAAAAGACGGAAAAUAGUUAUUGGGUUAGCAUUGGCUAACAAAAAGCAACAGAGAGCAGCAGUGUGCGCUGCGCCUUGGCUGGUUGGCACUUAUUUUUUACCAGGCAAAUUGUGAAACUCCGCAGUGGCAUUGCGAUUCAUGUUAAUUAAAACAAAAAUACGAAAGGUUGAUUAAUUACGAUUUGAAUCAGCGUAGAAUUGCUAUACACAUUGUGCAAAAUUGUGGAUGAAUAUCGCGUGAAAAUCGGUGAGCUAAAAACAAUAAAGUGAUUAGCACGGACAAGUGAGAGGUAAACGGAGAUGCCCUUCUAUGGACUGUACGUGCCCGGAAAGGAAGCCGAUGUUCCAUAUGUGUUUAGUGGCAAAAGCGAGGCGCUGGAUGUGCUGAAACUGCACAAAGAGGCUCGUCUCCGUGAAUUCAAUAAUGAAAGUGAUGCGUUCAAAUUCGCCCAAACCGGUCAUGAGGUGGUGGCGCCUCCGCGUCACGCCGAUGGCAAAUCUUCUAUUGUGGCAGAAAAAGCUGCAUUUCGUUCGCCCACAAAGCAGGAAUUGAUUGAAUUUCGCAAAGUAAUCGAGUCUGGCGAUUAUGAGCGCGUAAAAAGCAUGAUUUGGGAUAAUCCGCGUUAUUUAGUAAGUGCUGGCGACACACCGACCACUUUGAAAGAGGGUUACCGCUAUAAUGCUAUGCACAUUUGUGCCAUUUCAAAGAAGCCUCGCAUUGCUGAAUUGAUUUUGAAGACAGUGAGCGACACGAAGUUCGUGGACUUGCUUACGGGAAAGAAAAAUGAUGAAAAAAUGUGCAAGGAGUUGUGUGUGAAUUUAUUGGAUUAUUACUUGAAUAUACCGGAAAAGGGGCGUAGCGAAACACCAUUGCAUUUUGCGGCGAAAAACGGUGCCCUUGAGAUGGUGGAGGUGUUGACCUCAUUCCCAGAGUGUAAAAUGACGCCCAACUCCGAGGGCCUGUAUCCGAAAGAUAUCAUAUGUUCCCGAGUUUCGAGUCCACCUCCCGAAUUGGCUAAAAAGAUUGAAAUACUCCUAGAAGAGCGCUUUUACGUGCCCGUUCUGCGUUCUGUGGACACUGCUAUACCGCCAAAAAUUGGGCAACCAUUUUCCUCCAGCAAACCACCGAAUCUCAACUGUGAUCCACUCAGCGCUGAAGUGAAAAUCGAAGCUUUGGCCGGCCCCAUGAACAAGGAGCAAGCUCAUCAAUUUUGUCGUCGUUGGAAAACGCCUCCACGACUUGGCAGCAACACGUCUUCGCCGGUUGCCUACAAUUUGUUCAUUUCACCAGUUAAAUCGCGUUGCACCAAUAGUACACCAUCCAAAACGUCACUCCAUAACAUAAGUAACGGUAGUCCAACUAUCGGCACACCAAUCAUGCAAGCGAAGCGACGCACAUUAUUUAACUCCACUCCACAACGUUCAAGUUGUGAGAAAAUGGCCGGAAAUGGUGUCGAAGAGGAUGAAUCGUCGGUUGCCGAUAAACAAAAUGGCAAUCAUGAAGCGGAUGAGAAAACCGACGAAAUGGAAAAGGCCACUAACUCGACACCAGUGAUCGAAAAUGAAACCAACAAUAAUAGUCACGAACAAUUAACUUCGAAAGUCACGGAUUUAAAAAUUUUGAAAAAUAUAACAUCACAAAAUACGCCAGUGUUACAUAUGAAACGUGAAUUGUUUUUUACGUAUCGCGAUCCAAAUCCGACCACUCCAGUAACACGCAAUGCCCUCGAAGCCAAUGAAUCGUCUAAUGAAUCUUUGAUUGAAGAUCUAGACCUUAGCGCAAGUGCCGUAAGCAAUGAAAAUCAGCACUCGGAGCAGCAGCGUGCACUCAAAUUGAGAGGUAGCAUGCUGAAGACUGCGCUGUGCCGAACGAUGCCAUCGCUUAAAGAUAAUUUUAACACUUAUCGCAAUUGCAGUGUGGUUUCAACGCCAGACUCGGACUGUUGCAAUGAAUCGCGAAAUAUUUUGCCAAAUGAACCCGAAUUCUAUGACAGCCCGGGAUUCAAAGAGCGUCACAUCAAAAUAACGGAUACAGAGAAGGGAUUAGAAUUGAUUGGGCGUGAAUUGGCAAAGGAGCACAAUGUGGAAUGGCGUGAAUAUUGGGACUUUCUAAAUACAUUCGUCAAUAUUGCAUCCGAUGAAGGUUUGAGCAAACUCGAAAACUACUUCGCACAGCGUCUAAAAGAGGAGGAAAUGACAAAGAAAACGGCACACGCCAUGGCCAAAUCGGCGGUAAUCUUAGAUAACGUCUGCAAUGCGCUGGAAAAGUUACACUUUCCAGAAAAUGGCAGCUUGCAGGAUUUUCGAAAUGGUUUCAAUAAUGAACGAUCGCGCUUCGCAAACAUAACAGGCACCGGUGAAGCGACUACAACCGCUCCACAAUCCACAACACCCUACACGUGUGUUGAAAAGUCGGUACAAGUAUUUGCCAAACGGAUGACAAAAACAAUUAUUCAUAACAUUGAUAAUGUGGUGUCGAUCAACGACACCCUUUUGUCCGAGUUGAAAAGACUGAAAUCGUUAAUAUGUAGUUUUAAAGAAGAUACGCGUUUCCUUAAUGUUAAUUUCGCAAAAGUACAUUCAAGAAUUGGUAAUUUAAUUUCAAUUUAUUUGGCAAACUCACAAGAAGUAACGUCUGCUAUGAAAUUAAAGAUUCAGGGGAUUAUUAAGCACAUGCUGGCACCUGGCGAACGCCGUGAGCACAUCGAAUGCGUGUGCUGGCGAAUACUUAAUAUGUUGGAAUCUCCAACUGAUCAAAUACUGCCCGAACAACUUAAAACCGAAGAAAUGUGUUCGAAUGUAUGGGGAAAGGAGCUCGAGUGCGAGUGCCAAUGGGAAACUAAUCUGAGCCGCAAAACAAGUCGAAGAAAUCGUAUGGAGGCACGCUAUCGUAGUCAUCAGCAAGCUAGACAACAACACCAACAAGAUUUGCAAAAAACUAAUUUGAGAAAUAUGGAUGGUGGGAUUGAGUGGCGUGAUCCUUUGCCGUGCAAUGAUUCAGAUACUAUUUCACAUAAUGCAAUAAAAGCAAAGGAACAGUGGCGUGAUCCCAUCGAUUGCAAUGAGGGCGGUGAACGAUGGCGCGAUGUUAAUAUACGUGAUGAAUCAUCAGACAAUGAUGUAUUUUGGUCCGAUUUUGGAGAUACUGAUUCAGACAAUGAAGAGGAAGUGUGGGCAACGCCACCCGAGAGUCCUUCGCACUGGAGCUUACUAGAAGAGGAAACAUGCAAGAUAUUUAUCUAUGGUAAUGAGCCGACUAAACGCGAUGUGGACGUAUUGAAUGCCAUUCUGCACAUUGAAAUCGAUAAAUCAAAAUAUGCCAACAUAUACUCCUGGAAAACUACAAUGCUACGCUAUCCUAAAGAGGAAAUGGAUGCUUUCCCAUCGCUGGCCAUUGUGAAUAAAUCGCAUUCGCUUACAUCAUCACGUACACCGCAACGCAAAGAGUUACCGGUAACUCCAUAUCCUCAUCGACAGCCCACAUCAAAAGGUGCCUCAAGCACACCCAUCACAGUCAAGUUAACAGGAUCAGCGGCAGUGCCGUCGCCACAUUUACAUACCACAAUCAACAAACAACGUGAACUGCCAACAACAGCGAAGCGACUCUUCGCGCGUCAAACGCUGUCAAAUCUAUUGGCGCCCUUCCACAGUAGCAAUACCCACUAACAACUGUUUUCUUAUGGUUUUACGCUGAUCUGCAGGCAAAGGUUGCUUGAUUGGAAUGCGCCUUUGCGAGUGCUGUUGGUCAACUUUCUCACACGACUUUCAAAUAUUAAUUUAAAAAUUCAUUGCUGAAGCAAAAACUUUCAAAUAUUUAACGUACAUUUGUAUUAUUAUAUUUUUUUUUAAUUUUUUGGCUGUAAACAAACUUAUUUCAUUUGGAAUUUAGUUAAGAAUCUCUAUGCGCAUUUUUAAAGCAUAGAAAUGCAUUUCAUCCUGCGUUAAUUUUAAUAUGUUUUGUGCACGUUUUUUUUUUUUAUUGAGAUUUUGUGUUGGUGUUAAUCAAAUUAAUUACGAGGACCAUGAAAGAUAUGUGAAUAAAUUUUAACAAUGAAAUGUUCUUCGUAUUUACACACAUCGUUACGUGCAUAUGCUUUAUUUUAUUGUACUAUCUUACCUAUGAAUUUAUAGUAUUAAAAACAAAAAAUAUGUUGCUGCCCGCUUAAUUGUUUGCGAAAAUAAAUAAUGUGCAACAAAGUUUA
This is a messenger RNA of Anastrepha obliqua, 4343 nucleotides long. RefSeq names its product ankyrin repeat and LEM domain-containing protein 2 homolog (gene Ankle2). Lineage: Eukaryota; Metazoa; Arthropoda; Insecta; Diptera; Tephritidae. Gene Ontology annotation, cellular component: endoplasmic reticulum. Gene Ontology annotation, molecular function: protein phosphatase 2A binding. Gene Ontology annotation, biological process: negative regulation of phosphorylation. The transcript is spliced from 11 exons. The record is from RefSeq and is a predicted model, not a curated record. Bases 442 to 3807 code for a protein of 1121 amino acids.